AAGGUAAAAAAAAAAAAAAAUAUUGUAUUCUAUUUAUUUCAUAUUAAUAUAAAAAAAAAUACUAGUAAAGGGAUUGGAUGGAAUUUGAAGUAGCGGAAAGGACAAGUAUAUGGGCCGAUGAAGUCCAAUACAAAACCGAAGGGGCAAUAAGUUUGUUAGAAAAUAUAAACAAAAAACGACGUAGUUUGAUGGAAGCCCGCGUUGGCGAAAAUUUCAAAUUAGCAGAGACGAAGGAAGAAAAGGUUGCAGAGAAGAAGAACAUGGGUUUGGGUUGUGAGGUUGAAGACCAUCUUCAUCGCCUUCGCUCCGAUCUUUCUUCUCUUCUCCAUCAGAUUGACGAGCUUGUCGUGCAAGCCAUUGAAGUGAACAAGAAGAAGAGAGUAAGCAAAGAGGGCAAAUCAAAAAUCGAGUCUUUCUCCCGUGUCCUUUCUGACAUGCUCUCUUCUCUGAAGCCAUGGGUACCCAAAUUUCAAAAUGCACUUCAGCCUGAGGAAGCAGACACAGUUUCUGAGGAUGAAAUCAGAGAGUGUGACAGUCCUGAAGAGACAACCUUAAACUUGGUGUCUCCUUCGCCCCUUGUUUCAUGGCGUGCCAAUUGUACUGUCGAGAGAGGUAGACAAAUGUUCAUGCUAACACCUCUUCCAUUAUCAUCCAAACACCACCAAAAACAACCACUUUUCCCUCCUCCCUCCACAUCAACCAAUAGUGUUGUAGUGAAACCAACCCCAAUUAAGCAAAUGCCAAGCAAUCAAGAUGGAUCCAUCCUUGUUAUGAUGACUCCUUGCUUGAAAAUGUCGCCUCCUAAAUCCUGCAUUUUGCUUGAACCCAUAUCCGAAAUGCAUCAUUUGGGUGAUAACAAGGUUCGCAAGGCCACUCCCUAUCCUGUUGGGGUUCAUUUCAGUGAUUCUGAGGAUUCUGAGUCUCCUGGUGGUGAUGGUUUGGCAUUGAUGUAUCCGGAGCUCCUUGGUAUAAACGGUGUUUCAAAGGUGGGAAUUGGAAAGAAAACAGUGGAGGCCUCGCCGGAUUGGUUUACCUCGCCUCCUAAAACUUGCGUUUUGCUGGAGCCACCUGAUGAAAAGUUUGAUGGUCACUCACGUGUACAGAUAACUGGCAACAUUCUUAAUGAACAAGUUAGCAAGGUUAAGGAUGAUGAUGAUGAUGUUUCCAAGGAUCAUAAUCAAGCCAAAAAAAUGUGUAAGCAAGAUCAUUUCGUUGGCAACUUAUCACAUAUAGAGAGCACUCCCAUGCCUGAAAGCUCGUUUCGAACAGGGAAAGGUCCUGGUGAAAAUACUUUGAAGAAGGAGUUAUGGACAAAGUUUGAGGCAGCAUCCAGUUGGGGGUGUCAACCCAAGUUGCACACCGUUCAAAAAAAUACUCAGAAAGGGUUUCUUGACCUGCUGGAAGAAGCUUCCUGUGAUGAAUAAAUUAAAGAUAUGAAAUUGCCAAGAAAUAAUCUCUCAUUGGAAAAUUUUGAAGUGUAAAUGCUGGUUUAUGUUGUAAGAUUUGUAGCUAGCAAAGAGGCCUGGUGUAUUCCAUUGGUGUUAAAUGUGCAUUUUGUUAUUGUCUCUCA
Messenger RNA from Cajanus cajan (pigeon pea), 1570 nucleotides. RefSeq lists its product as uncharacterized. NCBI's taxonomy places the organism in Eukaryota, Viridiplantae, Streptophyta, Magnoliopsida, Fabales, Fabaceae. The record is from RefSeq and is a predicted model, not a curated record.